UCGGCUCCUGAUGCAGCGGUAUCUUUCUCCAAUACUGAGGGUUGAUUUUCUUUACAAGUUUUCUAGCGUGAAGAAAAGAACUGAGCAAGCAGCAAAAAUUGUUGAAGAUUACACUAGCAAGGUAAUAGAAGAAAGGAGAAAUUACCUAAAAACUUUGAAGGAAGCAGAGUCUUUUGGUGACGUAGAAGAAAAUAAUAAUGUGGGAUUAAGACGGAAAAACAUGGCUUUCAUUGACACUCUUCUAAAGGCCCAAGAAGAGAACAGAUGUCUCAUGACCGACAAAGACAUCAGGGAUCAAGUCAGCACUUUUAAGGCCGCGGGAAAUGACACCGUGACGGCCGCCAGUUGCUGGACCCUUCUUAUCAAAGGCACAUACCCCGAGAUCCAAAAAAAGGUUGUGGACGAGUUGCAUCAGGUUUUCGGCAGCUCAAAACGCGCACCUACAAUGAAUGACUUAGCCGAGCUAAAAUAUCUUGAGCGGUGCAUCAAAGAAACCCUGAGACUCUAUUCAACGUUUCCAUUCUUCAAGCGACAGAUCCGAGAGUAUAUUCACUUUCACGAUGGACUAGUCGCUCCAGCUGGAGUCACAGCAUCCAUCAACCUAUUUAUGCUUCACAGAGAUCCAGAGCACUUUCCCGACCCCGAGAGGUUCGAUCCCGACCGAUUUUUGCCGGAGAACUGUGCUCGACGACACCCACAUUCCUAUUUACCAUUUAGCGCUGGGCCCAGAAAUUGCAUAGGUCAAAAAUUUGCUCUGCUCGAGGGAAAUGCGGUUGUGUCUACAGUUUUGCGCCAUUUAGAGGUGGAGGCUGCGCAGUCAAUUGAUGAAGUAAAAAUUGAGCAUCAGGUUGCUUUGGUUAUGAAGCCGCAGAACGGGCUCAAGGUGCGACUUCGAGACCGCGGAGCAGAUGAUUUAAAAUUACGAUUGAACUAA
Messenger RNA from Cloeon dipterum, 934 nucleotides. RefSeq names its product cytochrome P450 4C1-like. NCBI's taxonomy places the organism in Eukaryota, Metazoa, Arthropoda, Insecta, Ephemeroptera, Baetidae. The transcript has 6 exons. The coding region runs from base 11 to 934 and encodes 307 amino acids. The record is from RefSeq and is a predicted model, not a curated record. Gene Ontology annotation, molecular function: monooxygenase activity; iron ion binding; oxidoreductase activity, acting on paired donors, with incorporation or reduction of molecular oxygen.